AAAAACCAACGAUCCAAACAAAGAAAAAGAAAAUAACGAAUCUUUUCUCGUUUCUCUCUCUCUCUCUCUCUCUCUCUCUCUCUAAUCUGAUCUCUGCCUUUCUCUUUCUCACAUCGGAUCAAAAACUCACAAAAUUAUGGAGAGCAGUGGGGCUGCGUGUGCUGAGAGGGCGACGAGCGAUAUGCUGAUCGGGCCUGAUUGGGCUGUGAAUAUUGAGCUCUGUGACAUUAUCAAUAUGGAUCCUGGGCAAGCAAAGGACGCCCUUAAGGUGCUUAAGAAGCGCUUAGGAAGUAAAAACCCACAAAUACAACUUCUUGCGCUCUUUGUUCUGGAGACCCUAAGUAAAAACUGUGGGGAGCAUGUUCACUUACAAAUUGUCAAAUGUGAUAUCUUGCAUGACAUGGUGAAAAUAGUGAAGAAGAAGCCAGACUUAAAUGUAAGAGAAAAGAUAUUGAUUCUCAUAGAUGCAUGGCAAGAUGCUUUUGGAGGAGCAGGAGGGAAAUAUCCGCAGUAUUAUGCUGCGUACCAAGAAUUAAGGGCUACUGGAGUGGAAUUUCCGCCCCGUACAGAAAACAGUGCACCUUUGUUUACACCUCCUCAGACUCAUCCAGUUGUUCCUCAGUCUGUUGCUUCACCAUAUGAGGAUGUCCCUUUAGAAGCUUCUCUUCAGAUUGAUGCUUCUGCUCUCAGCUUGGAGGAAAUGCAAAAUGCUCGAGGCAUAGGAGCUGUGCUAACAGAAAUGCUCAGUGCCUUAGAUCCUCAUAAUCCAGGGGGUGUAAAAGAAGAAAUUAUUGUUGACCUAGUUGAGCAGUGUCGUUCCUAUCAGAAGCGGGUCAUGGCUCUUGUCAAUAGUACUGGCGAUGAGCAACUUCUAUUUCAGGGACUGGCUCUAAAUGAUGAUUUGCAGCGUGUACUCCAGCAGCAUGAUGACAUAGUGAAGGGGACUCCUAAUGUGGUGAAGAACACUCCUACAGUAGCUGCUGCUGCUGCAACCUCAGCUGCUCCUCUUCUUAACAUGAAUCAUGAGGAUGAUGAGUCAGAAGAUGAUGAGUUCUCUCUGCUAUCUCGCAGGACUUCAAGAGAUAGCAGAACCACACAAGAUAAGAAGCCUUCUGUGCCCAAGAAUGAGCAGACAUACCGAAGUCCUUUUCUUCCUCCACCCCCAUCAUCAAAAAAUCCAGUCAAAAGAGAAGCGCCCACAUUCGACUACUUGAGUGGCGAUACCUACAACAACGAAGAAAGAAUAUUAGAUAUCCCCAAGCCACCUUCUCCACCCAAAUAUGAUGAGCCUGUUCAGACUUCUUUCCCGCCCAAAUAUGAUGAUGAGCCCAAAUUCAAAGAGCCCAUUCAAGGUCCAAAGUCGACAUCUCUUUGGGAGGCUGAGUCAUCUGGUACUUUCUUGCCACCACCUCCUGCAAAAUAUAACCAAAGGCAGCAAUUCUUCGAGCAGCAGCAAUCUCCACCAUCUGGAAACUCCUACGAUGGUUUGGUGUCACAGACACACAACUUAUCUCUGAACCAAGUUAAGACCAAACCAGAGGCUUCAACUCUAGCGGAUGACCAAUAUGCUUCGCCAAUGGCUAAGCCAGAAAAGCCCAAGGGUGACCUUUUCAAGGACUUGGUUGAUUUUGCGAAGGCAAAAUCAUCGUCUCCAUCGAAAUCACCAGGCAGUCGAAGAACAAGGUGAGAGUGGCUUGGGAGGAGGAUUCUUGGGUAGUAGUUAUUACAAAAAAAUACAAUGUGGGUGGAGUCUAUGCUUGUGGAUUCUUUUGGAUGGGUUUUAUAUGAGUCGUGUAUAUGAUUGGUAGGGAAGAAUUGUGUGUUGGGACAAGUUUUUGUUCCUUGGGUGCUAUGUAAAUUUAUUUCUUGUUGUCUGAUUAAUGGUGCACAGCUUUGUUAUACUUGAUUUGUGUUGUUUAAAUUGCGCGAGUUUCGAGA
This is a messenger RNA of Asparagus officinalis (garden asparagus), 1938 nucleotides long. RefSeq names its product target of Myb protein 1-like. The record is from RefSeq and is a predicted model, not a curated record. The transcript has 10 exons. Gene Ontology annotation, molecular function: phosphatidylinositol binding; ubiquitin binding. Lineage: Eukaryota; Viridiplantae; Streptophyta; Magnoliopsida; Asparagales; Asparagaceae. Gene Ontology annotation, biological process: protein transport to vacuole involved in ubiquitin-dependent protein catabolic process via the multivesicular body sorting pathway. The coding region runs from base 137 to 1687 and encodes 516 amino acids.